GAAACAUGCACUGAACUGCCACAGAAUGAAACCUGCCCUCUUCAACGUCUUGUGUGAAAUAAAAGAGAAAACAGUGCUCAGUAUCCGUGGCGCCCAGGAGGAGGARCCUCCAGAUCCCCAGCUGAUGCGACUGGACAACAUGCUCCUGGCGGAGGGCGUGGCCGGGCCGGAGAAAGGAGGCGGGUCGGCGGCCGCUGCGGCGGCGGCGGCGGCCACCGGCGGCAUCGGCGCGGACAACUCGGCAGAACACUCGGACUACAGGGCCAAGUUGUCUCAGAUCCGACAGAUCUACCACACGGAGCUGGAGAAGUACGAACAGGCGUGCAAUGAGUUCACCACCCAUGUGAUGAACCUGCUGAGGGAGCAGUCUCGAACACGACCCAUCUCGCCCAAAGAGAUCGAGCGCAUGGUCARCAUCAUCCACCGCAAGUUCAGCUCCAUCCAGAUGCAGCUCAAGCAGAGCACUUGUGAGGCCGUCAUGAUCCUGCGCUCCCGCUUUCUCGACGCGAGACGGAAGAGAAGAAACUUCAACAAACAGGCAACAGAGAUCCUGAAUGAGUAUUUUUACUCCCAUCUCAGUAACCCCUACCCAAGUGAGGAGGCCAAAGAGGAGCUKGCCAAGAAAUGUGGCAUCACUGUGUCACAGGUAUCAAACUGGUUUGGGAAUAAGAGAAUCAGAUAUAAGAAAAACAUCGGCAAGUUCCAGGAAGAGGCCAACAUGUACGCGGCCAGGACUGCGGUCAACGCCACCAGCGUGUCGGCUCACGGCAGCCAGGCCAAUUCCCCGUCAACUCCCAACUCAGCAGGUUCUGCUGGCUCUUUUAACAUGUCAAACUCCGGAGACUUGUUCAUGAGUGUGCAGUCCCUCAAUGGGGACUCGUACCAAGGGGGGCAGGUUGGGGCCAACAUACAAUCCCAGGUGGAUACCCUUCGCCAUGUUAUCAGCCAGACCGGAGGAUACAGUGACAGCCUCGCGGCCAGCCAGAUGUACAGUCCACAGGGCAUCAAU
Molecule: messenger RNA, 1009 nt
Organism: Austrofundulus limnaeus
Lineage: Eukaryota; Metazoa; Chordata; Actinopteri; Cyprinodontiformes; Rivulidae
Gene: pbx1a
Product: pre-B-cell leukemia homeobox 1a
Biological process (GO): regulation of DNA-templated transcription
Cellular component (GO): nucleus
Molecular function (GO): DNA-binding transcription factor activity, RNA polymerase II-specific; DNA binding
Source: RefSeq, a predicted model, not a curated record